CUCUUAAGUCUUUCAUUAUCUCAAACAUAAACUAAGACAAGACGCUUUUGUCUCUUUGUCCAAAAUCUACGAGGAAUCAAAAGAAGAAGAAUAAAUCGAAUAUUCUUAUAAGUCUUGCGUAUAUAUAAGAAGAAGAUUCAAAAAAAUACAACUAUUUUCUUUAGACAACAACAUUGGUUUUCUCCUCCUUUUAAUGGAAAAGUUUGUAUCCUUAUUUCACGUACGACAUUUUAAAUGUUGUUCAUUGUUAUUCUUCCUCCUUUUAGUAACAUUUUCAUCAAAUGUAGAGUCAGAUAGGAAAGAAAUAAUAGAUGGGAGGUAAUUAUUGUUUCAUUCACGCAGAUUAUGGAAAGUUAAUUACUAGUUUGUAACCAUGCAUACUAUGAUUCUAGUUUUUCUUUUCUUAACAUUUUAUGUGUGGAAAUUCAAUCGAGAUGAGUUAUGAGUAUUCAAACGUAACAUUUUUCAUAAUGAAAUGAUACUUUACCCAUCAUUACGUGUUUGGAAAAGAAAAGAUACAUCUCUAUUUAAACUUACUUAAAUACUUACUUUAGUUACAUGCAAAUCUUUCUAUUUACCGAUGAUAAAUCAAGUAGUAUAUUUUACAAAUUGCCACAUUCCAGAAAGAAAAAGAUCAAAUGGAAAAUCUCUCACGCAUUCCUCCCGGAUAUCGAUUCCAUCCGACCGAUGAAGAACUCGUAGACUAUUAUCUUAAGAAUAAAGUUGCAUUCCCUGGAUUGCAAGUUGAUGUUAUCAAAGAUGUUGAUCUCUACAAAAUCGAGCCAUGGGACAUCCAAGAGCUAUGUGGAAGAGGGGCAGGAGAAGAAAGGGAAUGGUACUUCUUUAGCUACAAGGACAAGAAGUAUCCAACAGGAACACGAACCAAUAGAGCAACAGGCUCGGGAUUUUGGAAAGCAACAGGUCGAGACAAGGCCAUAUACUCGAAGCAAGAGCUUGUAGGAAUGAGGAAGACUCUUGUGUUUUACAAAGGCCGGGCUCCAAAUGGUCAAAAGUCAGAUUGGAUAAUGCAUGAAUAUCGUCUCGAGACAGAUGAAAAUGGACCACCUCAUGAGGAAGGAUGGGUGGUUUGUCGAGCUUUCAAGAAGAAACUAACGCCUAUAAAUUACAACAAUCCAAGAACAAUGAUGGGAUCAUCAUCAGGGCAAGACUCUAAUUGGUUUCCACAGCAGAUGGAUGUUGCUAAUGGUAAUUACUACCAUCUUCCUGAUAUAGAGAGUCCAAUAAUGUUUCAAGGCUCAUCAUCAUCAUCAUUACACCAUAAUGAGAAUGACCCUUAUGGUGUUGCACUGGGCACUAUCAACGCAGCACCAAGCACAUUAAUGCAACGAGAUGAUGAAGGUGAUCAUGGUCGUAUUAUUACUAAUGAUGCUUCUCAUAUGGUCAUGAUGAACACAAAUAUUGAUCAUCAUCAUCAUCAAUCAGGACUACUACUCAAUGAUGAUGAUGAUUAUAAUGAUCAACUGAUGGAUUGGCAAAGUCUUGACAAACUUGUUGCUUCUCAGCUAAUCUUGAGCCAAGAAGAGGAAGCAGUUAACCAAGAUCCAUCUAAUAAUUUUUCGAAUGAAACAUAAAAUCAUCUCUUUGAAGAGAAACCAUCUUCCUCUUGGGCUCAAAAUACACACAAGUAAGAUCCAUCCUCAAACAUGUGAGAUAUAUAUAAUUAAUUAAUUGUGGGUCAUCAUGCUAUCGAUUGUAAUUUUAUACCAAAUUGUUUAUUUAUUAUGUACACUUUAUAGUACUUUUGUGUCAACGUGUGUAACUUUCUAGUGUUAUGGAAUAUAUA
Molecule: messenger RNA, 1804 nt
Organism: Raphanus sativus (radish)
Lineage: Eukaryota; Viridiplantae; Streptophyta; Magnoliopsida; Brassicales; Brassicaceae
Product: NAC domain-containing protein 101-like
Exons: 3
Coding region: 639-1592 (317 amino acids)
Biological process (GO): regulation of DNA-templated transcription
Molecular function (GO): DNA binding
Source: RefSeq, a predicted model, not a curated record